GUGAUAGAUGCUGUUACCGCGCUCGGCAUUCGUGAUGUGAGUCAGUUUACUCAAGUCGAAUCUGAUUACUACGAAUGGGAGUUACAGCGCCGAGCUGACCGCGUCAAUGCUCCCAGCGAAGCCCACCUGUGCAAAACUCUCAUUUUCGAGAACACACGUUGUACCCACAAUGAGAUUUCAGGUAUGCCCCUUGCUUGUUAUAUCGCGCCUGUCAAUGCCCAAAAAUUGCUGAAUUUCGGGCGUCGAUUGAAAAAUAAAGAGAUCAGCAAAAAAUAUUACAAAUUUCGUUUGGCAGAUCCAGAGGUAUCGUUUCAAUUGACCGGUUUCCGUAAAGGCGGGGUUUGCCCCUUUGGUAUGAAGCAGCCGCUCCCUGUUAUUUUGGCCGAAUCCAUUACAAAGCUCGAGGUAAGACUACAAGAAGAGAGUCAUCGGGUCUAUUGA
Molecule: messenger RNA, 441 nt
Organism: Radiomyces spectabilis
Lineage: Eukaryota; Fungi; Mucoromycota; Mucoromycetes; Mucorales; Radiomycetaceae
Exons: 4
Molecular function (GO): aminoacyl-tRNA deacylase activity
Source: RefSeq, a predicted model, not a curated record